AUGAGAGUGAUAAACGUUUUACUUAUACUAUUCAUUUCAAUAUUUUCGGUUGAUGCCCUUCCAGUCAAUGUGGAAAGAGGGUUUUGGCUGGAUAUAUUUGGUUCUAAGGAUACAGCACAAUCUGAUGUUCUUGCCCAACCUUCUCCAAUCACCCAAUCAACUUCCACUUUUGUUCCAAUAGUUUCGGCUGAACCUUCGAUUGUGGCCACCAAUAAUAAUGUUCAAGUAGAACAAACUCCAACAACUACAAAAUCUUCUUGGGGAAGCUUCUUCGGACAAGCUGUCCAAGGGGCUAUUAAAUUCUUGGAGGGGGAUGAUGAGACAAACAACUCACCUGCUCCAGCUCCAGCUACCCCAGUUGUUUCAUCCGCCUCGCCCGCUAUAACUUUAACAGAAGACGAGUCUACAAUGAAAGAAACUACUGUUUUGAUUCUCGAGACAGUGACAGAAUAUGGCGAUGAUCUUCCUAGUUCCACCAUUCCUCCACAAGCAGCAUCUACAACAACAAGUGGACUUUCACAUGAUGAAGUUUUCAGUCUUUUGCUCGGAUCAGGAUCUCAACAAUCAUCCUCCGCAUCAACACAGAGUGCACCCCAACCAACAGCAGGAGUUUCCUUCCAAGGCGGAUCCCCAGGUAUGCUUAGUGGUUCUAUUGAUGUCCUGACGGCAACUGCCAUUAAUGGUGGCAGCAGCCAAGGAGCUCAAGUUUCCGUUGGAGCGAAAGGAAUCACCUACUCACCGUAUACCAAGAGUGGACAAUGUAAGACUGCUGCAGAAGUUGCAUCAGAUAUUGCAAAAUUAAGUGACUUUGACCUUAUUAGAUUAUAUAGUACUGAUUGUUCUGGGAUUGAGAAUGUUUUAGCAGCUAUUAAUUCUAAUCAACAAUUAUUUUUGGGGGUUUGGACUAUAAAUCCAGUACAAAAUGAAUUGAAUGAUAUCGUGAAUGCUAUUGGAGGAAGUAGUCGUGGUUGGGGAGUUGUUCAUACUAUUGCUAUUGGGAAUGAACUAGUCAAUUCUGGUGCGGCAACUGUUGGAGAUAUUCAAAGUGCUGUAAGUGCGGCUAGACAAUAUUUGAAAACUAAUGCUCCUGAUUAUAACGGAUAUAUUGUUUCGGUAGAUACUUUGGUUGCGGUAGUGGCUAAUCCUGCAUUAUGUCAAGUAUCUGAUUAUCUUGCCGUUAAUUCACAUCCAUAUUGGGAUGGUAAUGUAGAUCCAAGUAAUUCUGGUCCUUGGUUAGAACAACAAAUUGCCAAUUUACAAGGUGCUUGUGGAUCAGAUAAACAAGUUUUGAUUACUGAAACUGGUUGGCCAACUCAAGGUCAACCAUAUGGAAAUUGUGUUCCAUCGGUUGCAAAUCAAGUUUCCGCAAUUCAAUCAAUUGUGCAAUCAUUAGGUUCUAAAGUGUUUGUGUUUACUAUGUAUAAUGAUUAUUGGAAAGAUCCUGGACCUUAUGGGGUUGAACAACAUUGGGGUGUAUUUGGUGAUCCAAGUGUUUAG
Hemisphaericaspora subhashii is the source of this 1497-nucleotide messenger RNA. It is a transcript of the gene SCW4, whose product is annotated as Scw4p. Gene Ontology annotation, biological process: cell wall organization; carbohydrate metabolic process. Gene Ontology annotation, cellular component: fungal-type cell wall; cell surface; extracellular region. The transcript has a single exon. Lineage: Eukaryota; Fungi; Ascomycota; Pichiomycetes; Serinales; Debaryomycetaceae. The record is from RefSeq and is a predicted model, not a curated record. Bases 1 to 1497 code for a protein of 498 amino acids. Gene Ontology annotation, molecular function: 1,3-beta-glucanosyltransferase activity; glucan endo-1,3-beta-D-glucosidase activity.